Molecule: messenger RNA, 1422 nt
Organism: Pestalotiopsis fici W106-1
Lineage: Eukaryota; Fungi; Ascomycota; Sordariomycetes; Amphisphaeriales; Sporocadaceae
Exons: 5
Coding region: 1-1422 (473 amino acids)
Biological process (GO): proteolysis
Cellular component (GO): fungal-type vacuole
Molecular function (GO): serine-type carboxypeptidase activity
Source: RefSeq, a predicted model, not a curated record
AUGGUGUUUUCUAGGUUAGCGACCAUAUCAUUUUUGCUGGCCGCCUGGGUGGGAGAGGUUCAGGCGUAUUUUACUCAGUCGCCAUUGUACCGGCUUCCGGGAAGGGCCGCGCGGGUGCGAUCUAAACCUACAGAUGAGUCCAUUUGCAGCGGGCGAACCGGAUUCUCUGGGUACGUGGACACAGAAGAUGAUCGCCACAUGUAUUUUUGGGGCUUUCCUAGCGAGAACAACCCACAAGUCGACCCAGUCAUCCUUUGGCUCACUGGAGGCCCAGGAGCAUCAGGUGUAACAUUCAGGCUAUUUGAUGAACUCGGCCCAUGCCUAUACGCCGAGAAUGGAACAACAAUUGCCAAUGAAUACAGCUGGCACUCUAAUGCUACUAUGAUAUUCAUCGAUCAACCGAUCAAUGUGGGUUACUCGUACUCCGGCCAGCAAGUGAGCACUCUGAGAGACUCAACCACGGACCUGUUGAACUUUUUGGUUGGUUUCAUGGAUGGGUUCCCUGAAUAUGCAAAACAGCCAUUCUACAUCGCCGGUGAAUCAUAUGGCGGCAGUUAUGUGCCAGCGCUGGCAAGCCGAAUCUAUGACAGACAGAAGAUCUCAAACCAUGACCAAGUAAAGAUCAAUCUCCAGGGCAUCCUCAUUGGAAAUGGCCUUUUCAAUGACGUGCUGCAGCGCAGAGGCUUUUAUGAACUGGCCUGUGUGCAGGAGUUUGGCGCACCUGGCAAGAAGUUUCUCAACGCUAGUGAUUGCGAUGAGAUGCUUGUGCACAGUCAGCGAUGCGAGGAUUUGUCGAUUCUUUGCAAAGAAAGCGAUGGCGACACUGUCGUUUGUGGAGCAUCGAACAGUUUCUGCCGGAAGCAUAUUGUUGGCAUGAUUGACAGGACCGGACGCAGCCCUUAUGAUAUUCGUCAGCAUUGCUAUGAGGAUGACGAGGGAGGAGAACUAUGCAUGCCGCCCUCGACGUUACAUGAGUGGCUCAACACCACCGAAGUACGCAGGCAACUCCACGUGGAUGACGCUGCCUCGUACAUCCCUCUCAAUUAUGACCUUGAACAAGCUUUUGGCAACAAUGGCGAGAUUGGCUACCCUUCCGAUUUCCUGCUCAACAACCUCCUAGAUAAACACCAACUGCGCACCCUGAUCUAUGUGGGGAAUAGGGACUGGUACUGCAAUGCUCCAGGGACGCGCUAUCUUGCCGAUAGUUUGGCGUGGCAUGGACAGGCGGCUUUCCGGGCGCUGCCGUACGCGGAGAUGUUCCUAGAACCCCAGCAUGCUGAAAGUCGGUCGACCUGGGGAUUCCAUAAGAAGCAUGAGCAGUUGAGUUUCUUUGAGAUCGACGAUGCGGGACACUUGGCCCCGAAAGAUAAGCCCAGAGAAACACGGGAGAUGGUUUUCAGGUGGAUUAAUGGCGAGCUUUGA